GCUGAGGGGGAAGAUGAGCUCAGCGCGCGCAGGGGGGCAGGUAACGUCAGCAGUCGGCCGGAGCAAGGAAGGACUGUGCAGAAGCUACACACCUAACAAGCGUUAAUGGCCGCUUAAUUACCGACAAACAUCGACUCGUGUCAGAAAUGGGCAGCUAAUCAGCCCGGUGUGAUUCAGCGACGCGGUUUCUCCUCAUCCUCGAGUGCCUCGGCAGCAUCUCGCGCCCUCCGCCUGGCUUGAAAUGGGAUGAUAUGGGAUUAUUCAUGUCGACGAAGAUCCGGGGGAUACUUGCGUUUGCCUUUGUUCUCCUGCCCCUUACUGUGCCAGGAGACCCUGCAGAUGUGAAGUGUGAGAACGUUUAUAAAGACUUUUCUGAAUGUGUCCUGGAACUGGGAGAGAGUAUGGACAACUACCAGGAGAACGUGACCAGUGAGAGGGGAGUGGCAGCAGUGUGCAGCCACUGGGAAGCUUUCCACACAUGUGCCCUGACAGCGCUGUCUGACUGUCAAGAGGAAGUCAGCUCCAUCUGGGAGACUCUGAGGCAAGACUCCAGGAAGAUUCGCUUCCAGGGGAGUCUGUUUGACCUGUGCAGCCCCAGCUCAUCUCCCAGUCUAAGGUUGCCUCUAGCCGCCCUAAUUCUGCCAGUGAUGCUGGCCAUAACAGGGCUUAACUGAGAACCUAUAUAGAUAGGUUAGGAGUGGGGUAUAUCCCAAGUUUCAGUCCUCCUGAGCACAAACUUAAAGCCAAGGAUUUAGGAAGAACAAAGAAUUAGAGCCAUGGAUUUCUGUGGCAAGACAAUCAAUCCAGCUUUUUUGAUUAAUAAUAUUUAAUAUCUUCCAAAACUUUUUUUCUUCCCUUUCAUCUGGAAAACCUUUCAACCAACCAAUCCAGGUGGAUUAGACCAAACAUUACUUUCUGGGU
Messenger RNA from Melanotaenia boesemani (Boeseman's rainbowfish), 921 nucleotides. Its product is annotated as neuritin-like. Bases 252 to 674 code for a protein of 140 amino acids. The record is from RefSeq and is a predicted model, not a curated record. Gene Ontology annotation, biological process: nervous system development; neuron projection extension. NCBI's taxonomy places the organism in Eukaryota, Metazoa, Chordata, Actinopteri, Atheriniformes, Melanotaeniidae. Gene Ontology annotation, cellular component: plasma membrane. The transcript is spliced from 3 exons.